Molecule: messenger RNA, 11382 nt
Organism: Calliphora vicina (urban bluebottle blowfly)
Lineage: Eukaryota; Metazoa; Arthropoda; Insecta; Diptera; Calliphoridae
Exons: 26
Coding region: 49-11376 (3775 amino acids)
Molecular function (GO): calcium ion binding; serine-type endopeptidase activity
Source: RefSeq, a predicted model, not a curated record
CAACAACAACAACACCAGCAACAACAAACUGCAGCUGUUGUAGUGAUAAUGAGGAAAUUAGUCAUUUGCCUUUUAGUUUUUGGGCUCUACGCAAUACAGACUGUAGUGGGACAUAUGAACAGUGACCCAGCGCCAGGACGUUCACCAGGACCACCUGUAGAUUUCUCAAUAAACCCAACCGCAACAACAACAAACGACGAAGAUAUAUUAGACAAUAACAGCAGCAACAACGGCUACAAUAGCAGCAACGACAACAAAAUCAGUGUGCAUGUAAAUAACGAAAAUGUAACAACUGCAACAGCAACAGCGUAUGCAAUAAACCAACAACAAACACAAAUUAACCACAAAAACAAUUUGCAACUAAACCACAAUAACAACUACAACAACGAACCGGAAGUAAACUACAGUGAUAGAGAAUCACUUAAUGACUCUUACCAACAUUUAGUAGCAUCAACAAAAUUGAAUAAUCAUAAUAAUGACAAUGAUGAUGACGAUGAUGAAGAUAAUCAACAACACCAACACCAUCAACAUCCACAUAAUGCUAAUGAAAAAACUGAAAACGACGAUGAUAAUGAUGAAAUUACCUCUUUUCCAGUGGCAACAUCAACAACAUCUCGAUUAGAAGAUGCAAUUAAUUUUCAAUUAACAAAUGAAAACAAUUACAAUAGUCCUUUAGAUAAUAACCAGCAUAAAGAUAAUGACAAAACCACAUAUAAUUACCCCACAAAUGCUGGGGAAGCUACAAGUGCGGUUAAGCAGCAGGAGGUGGAUGAGGAGAAGCUGGAACAGUUGACACUACAUAAAAAUAUUGAUUUACCCAAUGGCACACAUGAAAAGCUACGUAAACAUACAAAAACAAUACCCGCCAUAUCAACAGCACACACUCAAAAUAAGAAUGGCAAUAUGGAAACAUCUUCAACAUCAUUGUUUUCUGGCCCGCCCGACAUCGCCUCCAGCUCAUCAGUGUCAGCCUCCUCAUCGUCAACAACAGCAGCAUCAUCAUCUUCUUCCUCCUCAGCGUACUCAUCAUGUCAUUCAGAUCUCAAUGAGUUUCUCAAUGAUGUUACUGUGAUUGAAGUUGAUGAUAAUAAUGACAGUUUUUCCAACGCCACCAACAACACCUCUUCUUCCUCCUCCUCCGCCGCCGCCUCCUCCUCAUUGCCACCAUUAUUGCAGGGCUUUAAAAUCCAAUUGCAACUUUAUCAUGAUGUCUUUGAUGCUACAACCGCAUUUGGCAUCAACUGCGGUUUGCUGUAUAAAAUUCGUCUUACAACAAGUUUGCCAACAUUAACAACGCCAUUACAAGCUGCCUACUCAACAUCGUCAGCAGCAAGCACACAGCAACAACAAAGUGCAACAGCACCAGAAAUGCAAAAUCCAACAAUCCGCCAAUACACAGGAGAUUUCUUUGUUGAAACUGUGUCGCUCUUAAGUUCCCAAGAACGUGGCAGUUUUGUAACCAGCAGUGAUAGUAGCAACAAGUUGCCAAUUUCAUGGUUCGCCACAUCUCAGCAUACGGGGAAUUGGCAGAUGAAAAAUAGCGCCAAUCCACCACAUGCACACACAAACGCUCAUGCGUUAACAAAAAACUUGUAUAAUUCGAAAUCAAUGUCUGACGAUGAAGAAGCAGCAGAAAAUGGCCAAGACAAUGAUGGUGCUGAUGAUGAUGAUCGAACGAAGGAAUCACUCGAAGAAAAUGUUGACAAUAUACCAUCAAAUGGUUUUUAUAAGGCAACAAAAAAUGGCUUUAAGCUGAAACAACGACAACAGCAUGAUACAGACUACAACAAUAGCAACAACAAUAAGUGGCAUUAUGUAGAUAAUGUAGCAACAUCAUCAUCCUCCUCCUUCUCCUCCAGCUCAGCUACCAAGAAAAAACGCAGAAAAUCAGCCGAGAUUGAGGCAACAACAAACCUCUGUUCGUCGGAAAAUAAAUGGCAGGGUAGAACAAAAAGCAACACUAAUGCUGCUGGCGGCAUUAGUACUGAAUCCCUGGGUUUAUGGUUGGUAAACGAGCUUUGCGAGCAAGACGACAUCAUAGAGUUUAGAGUGUUUUUUCGCAUGAAAAUUAAAAAGAACAACAUACGUAGCAGCAGCAACAACAGCUCGUAUUCCAGUAACAAUGUCUGGUUAAAUGCUAGUGGCAACAUGGGUCAUAGUGCCAGUGCAACAAAUGUCGAUGAAGCACAAAUAGUGGUAUAUAGAAAAACUUUUCAAUUUCAAAUACGCAAAGACUGCCAUCUAAUAUUACGUGAAACUUCUAUGGGUACAUUGGACUAUACCAUUUUGCCUUUAUACUGCAUAGAUUGUACUGUACAUUUUCCCUCCUACAAACAUCUCAACAAAGCAGCCGCCUCCGAUCCCAAUCAAGCUCCACCUGGUAUGCUCGUAGAGCUGCAACGACUUAAUGUACCCUGUUCCAGUGGCGGCCAUGUACGCUUCAGCGAUCACAAAGUGCUGUGUGGCAAACUGGAAGAGUUGGAGGCCACCGAUCGUGUCUAUCAUUUCAAUGUUGAUGAUGACGGAGCGUCCGUGCAAUUCUAUAGGAAUCCUAUGUUUAGUUUAAGUUAUAAAUUAGUCGAUUAUUGUUAUAAUGUAAGUACGAGUAAUGGAAGUGGUGAAUUUUAUAUACGACCAAGUAUGAAGGACUCUUUAGAGUGUUACUUUCGUAUACAUCUGCCAUAUGGGAAUCGUGUUCUGCUGCGUAUGGUGACCAAUAAUGACAGCGAUAUCCUGCCCAUGCCGACCUUGAUGUCGGAGGGGGCCGAUGCUGUGCAGGAGGAUGAAUUGUAUACGAUAUUUACGAGCCAGGGGACAACAGUAGAUGCACAAGUGAUAAAUUUAACUGUAAAUAGUGGUAAUAAUUUUGGUGCUUAUUCUUCGUUUUCGUCGUCAUUAAUGCCAUUUUUUAAACUGCCUGAUAUGAAUGCAACAAAUAAUCGUAAGUUGUCGGGGGAUAUGAAGCAUAAAGCAUUUGCUAGCCUGGGCUUGGACUCGUUUGGAUUUUUGGCCGCCACUAAGGCCAAUUUGCAAAUGGCCUUUUCCGGCACUGCCAAUUGUGUGGGUGUGGUGAUAAAGGUCUUUGAAAAUGAUCAUUCCAAGUGGUCGCACUGUGUUAACAAUACCAAGCAUAUGCGUGGCUUUAUCCUGGAAUCCUCUAGCAAUACCUUAAGUGUACAUCUUUUUCGUGCUGGUCCUGGAACUCAGGAGAAUAGUAUAGAACCAAGAAAGUCUGCCCCUGCCAAGCAGCUAAGUAGACAACAUCAAAUGCCCGCCAUUUAUUUGUCUUAUCAAGCUCGACCUUUAGCCAAUAUUGUGGCAAAUUGUGCCUUUGGUUGGAUUGCUAUGGAACAAUUUUGUAUAGCAGCCAUUGAAAUGUCCAUGACCUGGCAUGAGGCCGAAAAGCAUUGUUCCAAACUGGGAGGCCAUUUAGUGUCAGUGCGUAAUGAACAGCAACAGCAGGCCAUUAAUGAGUUGCUGCUAAAUAGUCCCGGUUAUACGGAUCAAAAUGCCUAUUGGGUGGGUGGUUCGGACAAAAGUUAUGAGGGAGACUUUCGCUGGAGUGAUGGUUUGACAUUUCAAUACACCAAUUGGUUUCCGGGCUGGUCACAACAUGGCCACUACAAUAAACAACCCAACGAUGAUGGUCUCAGCAGUCAGGACUGCAUAGAGCUGAGACGUUACUUUCGUACGCCGCCUGGUGUCCAGACCAGUCGUAGUCCUUUAACCAACAAAUACAUGUGGAAUGAUCGAGACUGUAGUGCCAAUAACUUUUUAAUCUGUGAAAGAGCCAUGAGUGAUGAUUCCUUGAGACGCAAUUGGAUUAACGAUUGCAAUAAAACAGUGUCUUUGAGCAAAGAACAUCCCAGAGCUUCCAUAUGGAGUCCAUCGUUUCCCCGCCAAUAUCCCGACAAUGCAAAUUGUUUUACAACAAUAACAGCACCUGCGGGUUAUCGUAUAGUCAUCGAAUUUGAAGAACUUGUUAUAGAAAAUGAACAAGGUUGUACUUAUGAUUAUCUAGAGAUUACCGAGCCCAAGCUCUCCGAAUCUCUUAGAUCUUCAACAAAAACCACAUCUUCCAAGUAUCGUUAUGCCCAAAAUAUCGAUAGCAAUAUACAGAGCAGUCUUAAUCUUAAUCUCAAAUUUAACUAUAAUAAUCCUAAUUUAAGAUCUUUUCGUAAGCGAAGUUCUUAUGACUCAACGUCCGCAACAUCCUCAGCAAAUAGUUUAAGAUUUUUACCCAACUCUCCGACUGAACAUGUUUAUGCCCCCCAAAAUACCGACUACAAUGGUUACGAUUUGGCUCAAAAUAACUAUCAAAAACUACUACAAAUCUACUCCAGUCUCUAUAGUCCACGUAAUAAUUUCAUUAUACAAACACCGGAUUAUCCCAAAGGUAAUCCCUAUUUGCAACAUGCUACAACAUCCUCGAAUAGUCACAAUCAUCAUAACAAUAAUAACAAUAAUAAUAACAACAAUAAUCGAGCUGGCCAAGAAGUUCUACCCAAACGCUUGUGUGGCGACUGGAGUACCAAACUGAAAUUGUUGCGUUAUGUAUCGACUGGCUCCUAUUUGGGUUUGCAUUUUGUUUCCGAUUAUUCACAUCAUUUUGGUGGCUACAAGGCCAAGACUUAUAUGGAAAAUACUGCAUCUGAAUGCUCGAAUGAACGUUUGAAACCCUACAAUGGUUCUUGCUAUCUAUUCGUAUCGUAUCCGGAAGUAGAUUGGUGGACUGCACAACAAGUCUGCAGGGGUAUGGGAGCCAAACUGACAUCUGUUUCAUCGGCUGAUGAGCACAGAUUUAUAACCUCCAAUAUCCGUAAUCAAAUUGACUACUCGCCACAACUGAUUUAUUGGCUGGGGGCCGAAUUGGAAAAGAAUGGUCAAUUCGAGUGGACAGAUGACUCUAAAAUGAGUUUUCAGGGUUGGUUACCUGGCCAGGGUCAGUUUGAUGUACUGCCCUCCGACGCCACUUGCCUCGGUUUGCAAUGGAAAAUGUCCCCCACACCGAUGUUGCCAUCUGGUCUUUAUUGGCAGUCGCAAAAGUGCAAUAAAGUCGGUGGUUAUGUGUGUAAGAAACCAAAGGAAUCUUUUGGUAAUUUUGCUUUUAGUAAUUUUACGGUAACAGGAACGGAAGGACGUCUCGUAUCACCAGCAUACCCAAAUACUUAUCCCUUAAACAUUGACUAUUGGAUACAUAUUAAAGCAGCCGAGCGUACAAGAAUCAUUGUACAAUUUCAAAAAAUCGAUUUGGAGCCACAAGAUGAAUGUCUUUAUGACUUUAUAAGCAUACAGGAUUAUGAUAUUGUAUCGAAAAUAAUCCUAGAACCUGGCACAAAUACAAUACCAAUGGCAAUGUUGAUGUCAGAUGAACAAUUCACAGCUUAUGAAAAUGAUAACGAUGGCAUUCGAGAUGGUGAUGGUGAUGGCGGUGUUGAUGAUAAUAAUGAGGACGAUGACAAUAAUGGUGGUGGCAAUGGUGGCGAUAAUGAUACUGAUGAUAGCAGUAGUGAUGAUGAUGGUGCGGAUGCAGAUGACAAUGAUGACAAUGGUGCUAACGAUAACGAAACAACAACUUUAAACAAGGCAACUAAGAAGAACAGUAACACGAAAAAAUUGCAACUACAACAUCUUCAUCAGCAGCCACAUGCAAGAAUACGUCGAAGUCUUUCCGAAAGACUUAAGGACAGACAAAGACGCAAACUUAUUGAAAGACAAACUGAAAGCAAGAGUAAAGCUCAAAAUCGCAAGAGGAGAAGAAAAAGAAAACAUCAUACUGCCAAACUACAAGAACACCAGCUACAAAAUGUAAAUAUGAAAAAAACAAAAAUACAAGACACACAAAAAUUUCGCAAUUUAGCAGCAAUGCAUCACAAUGAUGAAACGGUGGACAAUGGACACAAUUUACAACAACAAACUAAAAUUAAUAAAAGAACAAGGUGGCAUGACAGCAGAAAACAACAGCAACAACACAUUAAACGCCAACCCCAAAGGAAACAUCAACGUAAUAAGAACAUCGUGACAAGAGAAAAUCAUCAUGGCAGCUCAUCCUGUCUUAAUGAAAAUCCCAAAAGAUGCAGACGAAAAAAAUCUUUAACGGAUAUUGAAAAUACCAUAAAUAAAGCUUUCCGUAAGCUGCCAGCUAAUAAUGCAGCACGUUAUCGUCGCAGCACCAAAUUAAGCGAUGACUCAUUACCCGCCUCCGAUAAUGCCCAAUCGUUUCUACCCUACGUGCGUUGGUGCGGUUCGCACGAAUCAAACAUGUCAAAAUUUGAUUUUGUUUCACGCUCCAACGAGGUCAUGUUGAACUUUCACAGCGACUACUCAAUAACUGGUCUGGGUUUCGCGGCCGUUUGGAAGGCCAUCGAUGUUUCGGGCUGCCCGCUACGCACACUUACCUCUCGCGAGGGCACCAUAUUUUCACCAAAUUAUCCUCAUUUCCUGCUCAACACUUUGAAUUGUGCUUAUGUGAUACAGGCUCCAGUGGGCAAACGUGUCUGGCUGGAGUUUACAGAAUAUGAUUUUCAAUCGGAUGCCUUGCUGGAAGUUGACAUUGGUAAUGGUUUGUUUAGGCCAUUUCGUUUGUCGGAUCAUUUGAACGAUGGCAUGUUUGUGAGUUUGAGAGAACAAUUGCGUGUACAGUUUCGUACGGGUCAGCAUCCGAGGGGUAAGGGUUUCCAGGCCAUCUAUCAUACAGUUGGACAAAUGGAGAGACGUGAACGUAUCAUCAACCUGACCAGCAAUGACACUGGUUAUCUGUAUCAAUUGAACUAUCCACACGAUAUGGCUGAAAAUGUUGAUUUUACACAGCAUUUGGUGGCACCAUUCGGUCAUAAUAUACUGCUGGAGUUGCAUGGUGUGGAAUUUACGGAGAAUGGAUGCCAGGAUAAUAAUCUGCUUGAGAUCUUUGAUAAUUAUGCCGACAAUAAUGGCACCAAAUGGCAACUAUGCAAAUUUCAAAAUGCUAAUUUUCAUACUGGCAGUCCUCUCGAUGACAAUUAUUUCACCACAAAUAUAUACGGACAACAUCCAGGCGAAUAUUUUCCAGAUUCAAAAGAUAAUAACAACAACAAUAAUAAGGAUAAUACGAAAACAACAAAUACAGCCGUUACAGGCAUUGGAAGUAUGGAGACAUCAUCGACAACGACAGUUGCUGAAUUUCUAUUGCGUCAACAUCAACAUCAGCAGCAGUAUAUGCCAGUACCGCCGUCACCACCGCCCGUUUACAUAACAUCAUAUUUAAAUACAUUGUAUAUACGUCAGCGUACCACUGCCAAAUCCAUUGCCAAUCUUAAUUGUUCCAUACGCUUACAAUGGGAUAAUAAUUACAAAAUGAAAUUAGCAUCUGGGGAUAAAAGUGUCGAAUCGUGUCAACCGAAUCCUUGUCAGUACAAUGGUAAAUGUGUGGUUAACAAUCGUACCAGCUAUUGUCAGUGCCAGGGGCAUUUUACUGGAAGAUUUUGUGGUUUGAAUUUGUGUGAAUUGGAGCCCUGCGUCUUUGGUAAAUGUGAAUUAACUACGAAUAAUUUCAAGUGCCAGUGUCAACCUGGUUAUAUGGGUACGACAUGUGAACAGAAACAAAGACCUUGUGCUGAUAAUCCUUGUGAGGGACGUGGUAUUUGUAUAGAGAAAAAUGGUGGUUUCUUUUGUCGUUGCUAUGCUUGGUGGGAGGGCCACCGCUGUGAAAAACGUAUGCUUCACAUACCUUACAAACCUUUAUCGGAGCGUAUGCUGCAGGAACCCUUUUGGUUGGGUCUAAUUACUGUAUUUGUGGUUUUAGCUGUUAUAGGUUUGGUUUGGUGUGCGAAGCGACAUUUUCCAGAGAAAAUCGAAAAACUAUUGGCUGAAGAAGCUGAUCGUAAUAGGCCACCUGGUUCUUUACAUGGACAUCAUCAUCACACAUCAUUGCGUGAACAAUUGCAAUUUACAACUGCCAUACCACAAACGACCGUUAAUAACGCACCGGGUGCACCUCGUUCCAUAUUCAACAGAUUGGGUAUAAGAAAACCAUCAUUAUUGAGCCUCAGCAGCCCCAAUCCAGUACCUGGAGGGGGAGGGGCAGCAGCGCGUACAUUUUCACUUGACGAUCUGUUACGACCGCCUCCCCGACGUUCACCCUCACCUCGCAAAAAGCGCAACAAUUCUACACCGGUUAAGAAAAAUGCUGCCGAAAAGAAACAAAUUCUUCAACAAUUAGUUUCACCAGCCGCUCAACAGGCCAAGCCUAAAGUAAGUUUGGGAGAAUUAAUCUCUAUGUCGGAGAAUCGUUUAAGAGCCAGCAAUGUGGAUUCGGAGAGUGAUCUUAAAGAAACCACAUUUUCGGAAAAUACCGUUUCCUUAACUUCGGCCACCGUGGAGAGAGCCAUUAACGAUCCGAAACUGGAAAAGAAGGUGACAUUUGCCCGUUUGCUGAAUAAAGUUUCAGCUGAAAUGAGUUCAGGGUCCGAGACAACUCGUAAUUCUAGUGCUCUUAGCCUGCCAACUGACUUACAAAUGCGAGCAAGUUCUAUGCCACCAUCACCCUGCACCAACGAAAUGCGUUCACCUCAUAGCACAUCAUCUACGCACGGCAGUGACUCAUUUUCAAGUUCCGACUUGGCAUUAACCGAUUUUGGUCUGCGUUCAAUACAAACCAGUGGCAGUGAAAUGGGCAGUACGAAUAACAAUCAGCUCAGUGGCUUGCCGUCGGGCAUGCCGACACGCUGUCGCAUCGGCUCGCCAGCGCGUCCCAAAGUCUCCAGUGCCGACUCAAUACUCGCCAUGUUUCGUAAUUUCGCCAAUGCGGCUGGAAAUGCAUCGAAUACAACAACUAAUACAAUGCCUUCAACGACCUCGGUCUUUGUGUCGCCCUCAACAACGCCCACCGUCUCGAGUCCACAGGACGAUGCACCGGGUGAUGAUGAAUCUUCCACAUCGUCAAUGCACACACCGGUUAGUUUCUCCAGUGGUGCUCCCGACUCACCGGUGUUCUAUCGUCAAACCACCAUCGAAGUGCCUGUAUUAGAUGUUCUCAAUGCGCACAAAUCAUCGGCGACCUCGUCGGCGUCGUCGUCCUCAUCGUCGAAUCUAUUGCACCCACCGACAAUAUUGCUUGAAAUACCGAGCAUUAACAAUAAGUGUCUGUCGCCCAUACGAGAGAUGCCCACGCCAAUGCCAUCGCCAGCUUUAACACCGAUAAUGCCGCGACCUCAACGCUCGAAUAGUCCCAUAUUCCAAGAGGAUCCAUCAUCGGGUGGGGACUUUAGUGAUGAUGAUAAGAGUGAUCAUAGUGAUACACAGUUAUCGGAAAAACUGAGAAUUGGUCUGCAACGUGAAAAAUCCCGUCAACAUGAUUCGGAUGUGGAGACAACACCGACCGAUACCACCACAACAUCGAUGGCGAACUUGAAUAAGCCUAUUAUUGGUGGGCUCAACUAUAAGAUACCCAAACUGAGUUUAACGCCAGCCAUUGCAGCCGCACCCAUGCAAACACCCGCCAUUACCAUAGACAUAGAACCCCCCACCCCAGAGGAAAAACAAGCCAGACCCAGAGAUCUGAUUAUUCCCACACUGACCGUAGAACAACCCAGUCCAACGAAGAAUCGCCAUCCAAUGAUUAUAUUUCCGGGAUCACCACCACCACAACGAGCCAGCAUAGGUGAAACCAGUUUUAUGUUUCCAAAUAAACAACAACAAAAAAGGCUCCUAAAACAAUUUGAGAAACCAACUUCUUUGGAUUUCCCAUUUGCACCGCCUACGAUAACGGUAACAGCGAAUAUGAGCGAACUGGAAUCGGACACAGAACCACUGUCACCCGCUCCGAAAACUGGUGUCAGUGGGGGUUUAAUGCCUCCCAAUCCGGUGGGCAUGUGUUACCUAAGUCCGUUUACCAUGUGUACUCGAGCGGAUCGCACCAUAUCCGAGAGUAAUCUUAGCUCAUCGGGUUACUCGAGCAUGGCUAGUCCGGGACCAAGCCGUUGUGGCUCCAGUAAUCCCCUUUACCCCAAUGAAAUGGAUGAACCGGGCAGUGGCCACACGGGACCUGGUCUCUCUUUGCAUGUCAAUCUAUUGAAUCGUCGUAAAUCGUCCGUUCUGCCCAGCUGCAAAGAGAACGUAAGCAAUGGCAAGUAUACGGGUCCAACGGCAGGUGCCAACACCGAUCGUUUGCAUACGCACCGUCCUCGCUCUGAUUCGGAAACUUUUUCCGAUGACAUACUCAUAGAGUCCAAUGACGAGGGCAUAGGCACAGAUCAUGUUGACGAAAAGUUGGAUGACACCCGCAUAAGUUCGCGUCGCUUUGACAUGUUUCUAGACGAUGAGAUACUGAUCGAAGUCGAUGAACCGCCCUCAACAUCAGCGCCACUGUUAGGUGGCAACAACUUGCUGAGCACCAAUUGUGGCCCCCAAAUGGCACAACUACAACUGCCUUCUAUUGUGAUACAAAUCGAUGGUUGCGGUGAUAAGACCCUAUCACCGGUUUCCUCGCGUUCCGAAAGUCCUCUAAGUGAGCGGGCCGGCAUAGGACGUUUCUCGCCUCACUUCUACGGACGCAAAGAUCAACUGCCAUUCACGGACUCCGAUGGUUUGUAUGAUUUUCCAUCGUCCGAUGGCAAAGGCGCCUCGGUGCACACGUUUUCGCAUCAACGCCGCAGCAGCAGCAAGAAACGAGAACGCAAAUCCUCCAAGUGCUCGUCGACUCAGUCGCCCACGAAACAACAAUUGGAUUUGCCAUCCAAAGAGUCGUUGAACACUUCAUCCACGCCCACUAGUAUAACACAUGUUUGCAACAAGCAUUGCCAUUCACAUCACCAUCCAUGCCCUGCCGUUACGGUCUCUACACGUAAGAGCCCCAAAAGGCGUUUGCUAAAUCGCCACCCGGUGGCCAGUAGUUCCUCCUCGUCGGAAAGUUUGAAUUCAGCAAAGGAGCUGACCGUAAGACCUUUGCCUAGGCGACUUAAUUCGCCCAAUCGUGAGAAGAAACCCCGCAAACAAGAAAGCCUAAGCGAAGAUGAGGUGGCCGAUUCUAUUUUAAGGCGCAUUUCACCCAGCAUUGUUAAAGAAGAUGAAUCGGCCAGACCUAAGUGUAAAAUUAAUCGUUUAAGGGCCAUAGGAAAUCAAAUAAGAUUCCUAAGACGCUUAGAAAAAUCCAUAAAAACCCGCGAACGUAUUGUCUCACCUUCUGACAGUUGUCCUGAAGAAAAUACCGACGACAUGGAUUCACCACAGGCCUCUUCACCGCUCUUGCAACCAACCUCACCCAGUAAAACACGUUUGGCUUUGUGUCGACAAAAACGUCUUCCGAGUGGGACAUAUGGUAUAACAGCGGCAGCAUUAAACUCCAGCAAUUGGAAGGGCAUGGAUCGUAGUUUGAUUGGAGAUGACUUAAAUAGCGAUUAAGUUAAA